Linum tenue is the source of this 1342-nucleotide messenger RNA. Lineage: Eukaryota; Viridiplantae; Streptophyta; Magnoliopsida; Malpighiales; Linaceae. The record is from the annotation of a GenBank genome assembly.
GUGUUGAAACCAGCCACGCUUCGUCUAUUGCUCGGCAUUGCAGUUUCCCACUCCUGGCCGCUUCACCAGAUUGAUAUUUCCAACGCAUUUUUACAUGGCACCUUGCAGGAGGAGGUAUAUAUGCAGCAACCCACUGGUUUUGUCGAUCCGGAUCGCCCUGAUCACGUCUGUCGUCUGCGAAAGUCUAUUUACGGCUUGCGGCAAGCUCCUCGGGCCUGGUUUACCUGCUUAUCUCAGGCCAUUCGCAGUAAUUCCGGGGUUCUUCAGCAGCUCUUGCUUCACCUCCGGUCUAAAUUUUCCCUCCGUGAUCUUGGGCGGUUGUCCUAUUUCCUCAGAUUGGAGGUACACUAUACUUCUGAUGGUCUUAUUCUCAAUCAACGGAAAUACAUUCUGGAACUGCUUGAUAGGUCUGGGAUGUCUCAUUCGAAUUCUAUUACUACACCCUGCACGGCUGACCAGCUGAUCCAAAGUGCGUCCGAUGUCUCUCCUGCCUUUCAUGAUCCGAGUUUUUACCGGAGCAUUGUUGGUGGCCUACAGUACUUGAGUUUCACCCGCCCCGACAUAUCCUUUGCUGUCAACCAUGUGUCCCAAUUCCAGCAAUGUCCGACUGAUGCUCAUUGGACAGCCGUCAAGCGCAUUCUCCGAUAUCUACAAGGCACGCUCACUCAGGGUCUCAUUUUCCAGCGAUCUUCUCGGCCACAGCUCCAUGGUUAUUCCGAUGCAUCUUUCGCCUCCUGUCCCCGCGAUCGUAAGUCCAUCUCUGGUUAUGCAGUCUUCUACGGCAAGAAUUUGGUUUCCUGGUCUACCCGGAAGCAACAGGCUGUGGCUCGAUCCUCCACCGAAUGUGAAUAUCGGGCUCUUGCCACGGUAGCAUCCGAAGUCGUUUGGCUUCAAGCUCUCCUCAGUGAGCUCGGACAGUCCACUUCAGCCCCUGUUCUUUGGUGUGACAAUCUGGGGGCCACUUAUCUUGCUCAUAAUCCAGUUUUCCAUUCUCGCUCGAAGCAUCUCGAAAUCGAGUUUCACUUUGUCCGUGACAGAGUCAACAAGCAGCAAUUACAUGUUCGGUAUCUUCCAGCCACGGAUCAGCUCGCAGACGUCCUCACGAAACCUCUGUCUCGCCUUCCCUUCCGGACUUUCUGCUCCAAGUUUCACCUCGUCGAGGUUCCACUUGCGGGGGCGUGAUAAGAGAGAGUAUUAAGUGGAACAGAAUAGAUUCUCCACUAUGUAACCGUUUGAGUUUUUUCCUUCUUUGUAGCAACCUCUGCGUAGGUUUUGCUCUUUCUGUUUCUGCUGUACUUGUAUAAGACCCACUGUUCAGUAAUGUAAAGACUCAGCUUUCCAG